GAGCUGGAAAACUACCGUGCGGCGAUGCAUAAGAUGGCAGAUGACAUCCUGGCGCUGCGCUCUCAGGUGAGCGCGCUGGAGUCUGAGAACAGUCAGCUGCGGCGGGAUCUGUCUCUGCAUCAGGACCUCACCCUGCUGGACGACACCGACACUGACGUCAUGACCAAGAGCGAGAUUGCUGACCGGAUCGCUUCUCUGAAGUUCAAGCUGUCCAGUGAAAGCAGCAAAGCAGCCGCCCAGAAGGACAGAAUCCAACAGCUUCAAAACGAGCUCAUCAGGAAGAACGAUAUUGAGAAAGAGUUUGUCCAGCUGCAAAGAGCACAUCAACAGCAGCAGGCUGUGCUAAAGAAAUAUCAGAUCCGGAGUGGUAAAAUAUCUGCACUGGAGGAUACAGUUCGCCAACAGGAAAAGGUCAUUGAGAAGAUGGAGAAAAUAUUGGAUGCAAAACUGACGGAAAGAAAUAAAGAGAAUUCAGAAAAGAAAAAAUUAGCCGUGAAACAUAAAGAUGCAGAGGAGCUCAAGAGGAGAGAGAUCGAGCCUGUGCUGGCGGCAGAAAACUCUCGACUCAGAGAAGAGCUGCAAAGACUGCGUAAUCUCCCACCACCUGUUAUCAUUCAGCAGCCUGUGCAGACCCAUCAGCCUUUCUCAGACAGUGAGAAGCUGGAGUUAUUGACACAGCUGGCGAGAGCCGAGGGUCGAAUCCAGACACUGGAACAACAGCUGAAAGAAAACUCCAGACAGUGGGGGAAAGAGAAACAAGAGAUGUUGACCAGACUCAGUGAAUAUGAACAUGGGUUUGCUCGAACAUCAACCAUGAUUCUUCAUGAUCUACCUGUGAAAAGUCUGACUGAUUCUGUAUUGGGACGUACUCGACACAGGCAACUGGAACCUCUUAAGUGA
Molecule: messenger RNA, 900 nt
Organism: Sinocyclocheilus grahami
Lineage: Eukaryota; Metazoa; Chordata; Actinopteri; Cypriniformes; Cyprinidae
Product: coiled-coil domain-containing protein 33-like
Exons: 8
Cellular component (GO): peroxisome
Source: RefSeq, a predicted model, not a curated record